AUGAGUGAAGAAACAGCCCCUGAAGAAAAGCCGAGUGAGGUAACAUUCGCUUCUACCUAUAGUUUAGUCAUUUGUUUCUUUCUCCCUCACCAUUUUCUGUCUUUUAGCUCACCGAAGAGCAGAAACUGGCGCUCAAGUUUCCGGGGAAGAAACCAGUUGCCACUGAUAUUUUGAAAAAGAGAAUGCAGAGAGGGGUAUGAUUUUUACAGCACUUUUAAAACUCCUUUCACUCUUCAUAGACUUGUCGAAUGUCUAUCGUUUUCUGAAAUGCUGUAUCUUUCUCGUUCAGGUGAAAUAUUUUGAUUCUGGCGAUUACGCCAUGGCGAAGAGCGAGAAAAAAGUAGGUCCCGCCGCAGCGGCCAUUGGUAACAGGGGAAAAUUGCCCGUUGGAGUCGGAAAAGCCAUCCCCACACCCGAUAACAUCCCACACAGGAAAACGUCUGUGCCUAGUAAGUUGGUGGAAGGCCAAGAGCAGCCGCCAGUGGCGGUAACACGGUAG
Pocillopora meandrina is the source of this 499-nucleotide messenger RNA. The record is from the annotation of a GenBank genome assembly. NCBI's taxonomy places the organism in Eukaryota, Metazoa, Cnidaria, Anthozoa, Scleractinia, Pocilloporidae.